GAUUAUCUGUAUUUUUUCCUCACCGAAGGGUCUACGUCUCUCUUUCUCUCACAUUCAAAAGAAACCUCCCUGCUUACCUCUACCGCUAUAUUACAUUCUCACAGUAUCUCCUGUAGACCGGAAUAAACAAUGACUACCUUCUCCCGAUCCAAUUCCACAGGAGCUAGAGGUAUCACCGACGACGAUUACGAAGAAGAACACAGCUCUAGCAUAGACUACUACGACGUAUCCACACCGUUAAGCUCACACGGGUCGAGAUCCGGGUCUGGACAGUUCACGAUGCUCGACCUUCUGGCGGUUGUUUUGAGGAAGUCGCUGGUAAUGUCUUAUACCAUGGAGAGAGGUGGUGAUGACAUGGAUAUAGGUUGGCCGACGGAGGUUAAGCACUUGAGUCAUGUGACUUUCGACCGGUUUAAUGGUUUUCUCGGUCUCCCCUCUGAGCUUGAACCGGAGGUCCCUCCUCGAGCUCCUAGCGUCAGUGCGAGUGUUUUUGGAGUAUCAGCGAAGUCGAUGCAAUGCUCUUACGACAACAGAGGAAAUAGCAUCCCAACUAUCCUUCUCAGGAUGCAGAAACGUCUUUAUACCGAAGGAGGUCUUAAAGCUGAAGGAAUAUUCCGAAUAAAUCCAGACAAUGCCAAAGAAGAGCACGUCCGAAAACAGCUAAACCGUGGUGUAGUACCACGUGGAAUCGAUGUUCAUUGUUUGGCUGGUCUAAUAAAGGCCUGGUUUAGGGAGCUACCAACAGGAGUGCUUGAUGUGUUGACACCAGAGCAGGUAAUGAAAUGUAACACAGAAGAAGAUUGUAGCAGGCUCGUGACUCUACUUCCUCCGUUGAAUCUGCACUUCUAG
Eruca vesicaria subsp. sativa (arugula) is the source of this 849-nucleotide messenger RNA. The record is from the annotation of a GenBank genome assembly. Lineage: Eukaryota; Viridiplantae; Streptophyta; Magnoliopsida; Brassicales; Brassicaceae.